UGCGUACUGUUGGCAGAGUGAGAAUGAUGCCUUGAAAGGCUGACAUACAGUAUACAUAUAUAUAAUUAUGUGGAACAGCCAGGGGCAGACUGACAACUCAUGGGGCCCCCGGGCAAUAGGGGAUCAUGGGACCCCUGUGUCCUUGCCCACACUCAAAAAAAAAAGCUUAUAAAAAAGGUACAUGGGGCAUUUCAUGGGGCCCCCUACUGACCCCGGGCCCUCGGGCAGUGCCUGAGUGCUCAAAUGGUCAGUCCGCCCCUGGG
Molecule: messenger RNA, 263 nt
Organism: Staurois parvus
Lineage: Eukaryota; Metazoa; Chordata; Amphibia; Anura; Ranidae
Source: the annotation of a GenBank genome assembly